Molecule: messenger RNA, 717 nt
Organism: Fusarium coffeatum
Lineage: Eukaryota; Fungi; Ascomycota; Sordariomycetes; Hypocreales; Nectriaceae
Exons: 1
Coding region: 1-717 (238 amino acids)
Source: RefSeq, a predicted model, not a curated record
AUGUCUUUAAGCUCAGAUGAAGAGGAUGAGAUCCUCUCAGACGCCCACUUGGAAAGUUCAUCAGGAGAAGAAGAUUCUCCCCCUCGCCAACUAUCACAAAACCUCUUCGCACCUCCAUUUUACGGGCGACCACCUACGCCUUUACCCCCUUCGCCAUCACUUACUUCUCUUCUACGACCUUCAAGGCCAACGACACCAGAUGCAUCUGAUGAUGAUGCCAUCGCACCUGUGCCUCGUGCUGCGCCAAAGGUGCCGACGUACGAGUACUACGGCUUCGUACUGUAUCUCUUCAGCAGCCUAGUUUUUCUCAUCUACCUCCUCUGGGGCUACCUGCCCUCCCCGUUCCUCCAUGCGCUGGGUAUAUACUACUACCCUAAUCGAUGGUGGGCGCUUGCCAUACCGGCAUUUAUCGUCAUGACGGUUGUGUACAUCUACGUCGCGCUCGCGGCGUAUAACACAGAGAUGCUUACAGUGCCAUUAUCAAGCGUGGAGACUGUCGUUGAUGGGGCGGGAAAAUUGGCAGAAAUUGAUGCUAAGGGACGAUUGAAGGGGAGUAGGAAUCGAGAGAGAAAGGUUCAGGCAGAUGGGAGGUUGAGAUGGAGAGAGAUUUGGAGUGAAGGAACGGAUGCGGUGAUGGAUAUACCGCUGGCAGGCGUUUGUGAGGUGUUGUAUGGGGAGGGAAGGGAGGAGGAGGGAGAGUAUAUUGAUGAUUACUGA